Molecule: messenger RNA, 1764 nt
Organism: Sus scrofa (pig)
Lineage: Eukaryota; Metazoa; Chordata; Mammalia; Artiodactyla; Suidae
Gene: NAT9
Product: N-acetyltransferase 9
Molecular function (GO): N-acetyltransferase activity
Source: RefSeq, a predicted model, not a curated record
AGCCAGGUAGGAAAGCGGGGCUGGGUGGAAGAGGCGUUUGACGCCUGUUGGGGACUCAUUCUUCUUACGAGGAGUGGGUGUGAACUUGGUCGUCCCGGGGCUUCAGUGGUUGCGGGAGUUCGAGAAGAGGAGCCUAUAACUCCUCACAAAGGGGAAGGGACUGAGGCCUUGGGCCUGUCUCACCCUAGCGCGGCCGGGGAGGCCCAGACGGCUUGGGGGGCAGGAAGAGGGAGGGCGGGAGCCUAGUGGGGUGGUCGCUGGGAAAUAGGUUUAAGACAGGGCUGGAAAUUGAUUCUGGGUGGAGUCUCAAGACUGGGGCAAGCAAGGGGAAUUUUGUUGACAAGUCUUGCUGUUAAGGUGUGAGGCAUGGACGUUCUGGGAGAUGGGGUGGAAAGGAUGGGCAGAAAAGGCAGCCCAUGCUUGGCGCCUUGGCAUGCGAGCCCAGGAUUGUUUAAUUAUCUUUAACCAGCUUGGUUCCCCUUCUUGCAAGGGGAGUCGUGUCCUCUGAAAUGUUUGGAAAGAAAGACGGAGAGUUCCCGUUGUGGCUCAGCGGUAACAAACCCAACUGCUAUCCGUGAAGUUGCGGGUUCCAUUCCUGGCCUGGCUCAGUGGGUUAAGGAUCUGGAGUUGCCCUGAACUGUGGAUGCGACUCGGAUCCUGCGUUGUUUUGGUUGUGGCUGUGGUGUAGGCCGGCAGCUGCAGCUUGGAUUCAGCACCUAGCCUGGGAACUUCCAUAUGCUGCAGGCUGCUACCAUGAGGUUAAAUCAGAACACCUUGCUUCUGGGAAAGAAGGUGGUGCUGGUACCCUACACCCCGGAGCAUGUGCCUAGGUACCAUGAGUGGAUGAAAUCAGAGGAGCUGCAGCGUUUGACAGCGUCUGAGCCGCUGACCCUGGAGCAGGAGUACGCGAUGCAGCAGAGCUGGCGGGAAGAUGCGGACAAGUGCACCUUCAUCGUGCUGGCUGCAGAGAAGUGGCAGGGCCAGCCAGGCCCCAGUGAAGAGAGCUGCAUGGCUGGAGACGUGAACCUCUUCCUCACAGAUCUAGGGGACCCCUCCCUGGGGGAGAUUGAGGUCAUGAUUGCAGAGCCCAGCUGCAGGGGCCAGGGCUUGGGCACCGAGGCCGUCCUCAUGAUGAUGGCUUAUGGAGUCACCAAGCUAGGUCUGACCACGUUUGAGGCUAAAAUUGGGCAAGAAAAUGAACCCAGCAUCCGGAUGUUCCGCAGGCUGCACUUUGAGCAGGUGGCCGUGAGCAGUGUCUUCCAGGAGGUGACACUCAGGCUGACAAUGAGUGAGCCGGAGCGGCAGUGGCUUCUGGAGCAGACCAGCCAUAUGCAAGAGAAGCCCUACAGAGAUGGGUCCUCAGAGCCCCACUGACAGCUGGCCUCGUGGCCUGGCCACCCUGUGUGAACGGGAGUGUAAGACCAGGCUCCUGCCACAGGAGAAUGGAGGGAGCCUCGGGGGCAGAUACUCUGGGCCCUGCUCCAGGUUGGAAAUCUUUUGGGGGCCCUUCAGACCCUGGGCUGGACUUGCUUGGCCUCCCUUGUGUGGCAGCGUGGCUGAGCCCCUCCAGGGCCAGCCCCUGCUCCUGGCCAACCCUGGACUCUCGGAACCUGGAGCGGAUGGCAUGAAUCCAUGGCAGAGGCCAGGGUGGGCGUGGAGCCAGAGUUGAGGGAGGGGCCUGGUGAACAGGCAAGACUUCCUUUUCGCCUGGAAGGCCGGAGGGGCCACCGAGCCUCUGGCCAGGAGUAAAGCCCACUGCCUGCA